Messenger RNA from Cyphellophora attinorum, 222 nucleotides. RefSeq lists its product as uncharacterized. Lineage: Eukaryota; Fungi; Ascomycota; Eurotiomycetes; Chaetothyriales; Cyphellophoraceae. Bases 1 to 222 code for a protein of 73 amino acids. The record is from RefSeq and is a predicted model, not a curated record. The transcript is spliced from 2 exons.
AUGGUCGACAUACUGAACGCGACUCUAGGGUACCAGGAGAUCCAAGUGGUCUCCAUGCCCGAGCGCAUUGAUAAGCGAGACGCCUUUGCGGUGAUGGCCAGCGUUACUGGGAUCGACUACAACAUCACAGACGGUGUGGUCGGUGAUACAAUUUCCGCCAAAGCUCUCCCGCACACCAUGCAACAGGAGCCGAAGACUCUAGCUGCUGGCGAGCCCACCUGA